Messenger RNA from Nematolebias whitei (Rio pearlfish), 2763 nucleotides. It is a transcript of the gene sema4e, whose product is annotated as semaphorin 4e. Gene Ontology annotation, biological process: axon guidance; negative chemotaxis; positive regulation of cell migration. The transcript is spliced from 14 exons. Gene Ontology annotation, molecular function: semaphorin receptor binding; chemorepellent activity. The record is from RefSeq and is a predicted model, not a curated record. The coding region runs from base 36 to 2204 and encodes 722 amino acids. Lineage: Eukaryota; Metazoa; Chordata; Actinopteri; Cyprinodontiformes; Rivulidae.
AAAUCUAAAUCCCUCCAAGAUUGAACAAAGAAGACAUGCAUCCACUGCGAUCCCUCGGUGUCUUGUGGCUGCUGCCCGUGGCGUUGAUGCUCAAGGAGAACUGUGUCCCACGCAAAUCCGUGCCCUAUCAUAGCAACAAUGCCCUUCAGUUCGGAGAGCAGGGCGUUUCCAACUACUCCACCAUGCUGCUGAGAGAAGACCUGGAUCUGUUGGUGCUGGGUGCCAGGGAGGCGGUGUUCGCUCUCCAUCUCAGCAACAUCUCCAAUAAACAAGCCUCGGUUAAAUGGGAAGUUACUCCAACCCAAGUAAAAGAAUGUGAAAACAAAGGAAAGGAUCGAGAGACGGAGUGCAAGAACUACAUCAGAAUCCUGCAUAAGAUGAAGGAUGGCCGCAUGUUUGUGUGCGGAACUAAUGCUUUUGAUCCCGAAUGUGAUUACUUGCGAUAUAAGAAUGGAGAGCUGACUUUCGACAAGGCAGGAGAAGAUGGCAAAGGAAAGUGUCCGUUUGAUCCUUUCCAGAGAUAUGCCUCCAUCAUGGUUGAUGACGAUCUCUUCUCAGCCACCUCCAUGAACUUCCUGGGCUCUGAGCCCAUCCUAACACGCAGCUCUCCCGGGUACAUACGCACCGAGUUCAAGACCUCCUGGCUUCAAGAGCCCAACUUUGUUUCCAUGACUUGGAUGCCUGAGAGUGAGCAGAGCAAGGAGGGAGAUGAUGACAAGGUGUACCUCUUCUUCAGCGAGACAGCUGUGGAGUUCGACUGCUACAACAAACUGGUGGUCCCUCGUGUGGCUCGUGUGUGCAAGGGGGAUCUUGGAGGUCAGAGGACUUUGCAAAAAAAGUGGACAUCCUUCCUUAAGACCAGAAUAAACUGUCCGGUGCUGAACUCCAAGCUGCCGUACGUUAUCCAGGACUCGUACCUCUGGUGUGACUUCAAGCUGCCCUGGCAAAACUGUAUUAUCUUUGCCAUCUUCACUCCACAAUCGGACUUGUCAGAUCUGUCUGCAGUUUGUGCGUACAGCAUGUCUGACAUCAGCAAAGUGUUUUCAGAGGGGAACUACAAGACCCCAGUUCCUGUCGGAACCUCUUUUGUUAAGUGGGUGAUGUAUAGUGGAGAGGUCCCUGUCCCUCGGCCCGGAGCUUGUAUAAACAAUGAGGCUCGCAAGUUGGGAAUAACUCAAAGCCUGGAGCUCCCGGACCGGACCCUACAGUUUGUCAAAGAUAAGCCCCUCAUGGACCAGGCUGUCGAGCCCAUAGAAGGGGAACCUCUGCUGAUACGAAGGGGGGCUACAUUCACACGAAUCAUCGUCAACCAAGUGCAAGCUGCAGAUGGACAAAAGUACCACGUCAUGUUUAUAGCCACAGAGGAAGGAACGAUGCUGAAAGCUGUGAACUACGAUGGAGAGAUGUUCAUCAUAGAGGAAGUCCAGCUCUUCCAGCCUCCUCAGCCAAUCAAGAUCGUCAUAUUUUCCAAUGUCACGGGUCAGAUUUACGCAGGCUCAGACUCAGGAGCGGCUCAGAUACCGCUCGCCAGCUGUGAGAGGUCCUCAUCCUGUGUGGACUGUGUUUUAGCCAGAGAUCCAUACUGUGGCUGGGACACCACUGAUGAGAAAUGUGUUCUCCUUUCCAGCUCACAAAGAGAGCUAAUCCAAAGUGUGACACAAGGAAAUGCUUCUCUUUGUCCUGUUGCUGACCCUGUUCAGCCUGUGAGUCUGUCCACCCGGCCAGGCGGUGAACUUAAGCUCAGCUGUCCGUCACCUUCUCACCUGACGAACGUUAGAUGGGAGCAGAACAACAAUGUCCUCACGUUCUCACCUCGUCAGCAGAUUUUGCCAGACGCACUGAUCAUUUUGAACGCUACAAUUAGCGAUUCCGGCCGCUACCGCUGUUUGUCUGUGGAGCGCUCCAAAGCUGGCGAAUUUAGCACCACUGUAGCUGAUUACCAGGUCAGCAUCGACCCAACAGACACCGGCAACAAGGGUCUGACUUCUGUUUCUCAGCCUCUGACCGACAGCUUAUCUAUUGCUGGACUGCAGGCUGCCGUUGCUCUCCUUGUUAUUAGUCUUACUGCCCUUUUAGCCUGGAACUUUUACAAAAAACACAUACCUCUGCCCUGGAAAUGUUGGACGGCACAGAACAGCAGCAGUGAUAACAACCACGUGGUGGAGGCGGGGCACUCAUUUAUUCAGAAGGGGGUUAUAACCUAACAUCUGUGCCGUGUAUGAAUGAUGAUUCAGACAGCUGAAAUACAGUGAUACUGUGCUGCACCGGCAUUAACAUGUUUGAAACUGUUGGAUUGAAUUCAUGGGUAAGUUUGUUUUUUCAAAAGGCAGAUUUCACAUUUAGUCAAUAUUUUCAGGCAUACUCGUUCUCUUAUGUUGGUCUUUCAGUGUUCCAAAGAGAGGAAACUGAUCUAAAAUGUUUGUUUAAUAAAGUAACCCAGCCUCUAAACUCUUUUUGUAAUGAGCAGAUAGAGUUCACUUUGUUUGUGAGGAGAGCAGUUUUUCUUCGUGCUGGAACAAGCUUUGACUGCUUUUUCAUGCUGUUGUGCAAGCUCUCUUCCUCUGAAGUCUUUCCACACGUUCUGAAUCACGUGUUGGGUGAGGGGCAGAUGUUCCAGCUCCUCUUCAGGUUGUCUGUUGGGGAUUUUUAGGUCCUUGCUCUGUCAAAACACUCCUGAUGACAUCUAGAACUCCUAAAAAUGAUAGCUACAGUAUAAUGGCAGUACAGUGGCGCAGUUAGACUUCUUCUCGUUUCUCAGGUCGC